Molecule: messenger RNA, 510 nt
Organism: Aspergillus caelatus
Lineage: Eukaryota; Fungi; Ascomycota; Eurotiomycetes; Eurotiales; Aspergillaceae
Exons: 2
Coding region: 1-510 (169 amino acids)
Biological process (GO): mycotoxin biosynthetic process
Source: RefSeq, a predicted model, not a curated record
AUGAGACAGGCAGAGGAAGUGGAAUAUGAACUGCUUCCUUCAGACCAUGACGCUCAAAAGACAUGGGAGGCACGAGAACGAGCGGUGUUUCCGGCGCGGUUGGACUCCCACUGUCUAGUUGGGAUACUCCUUAUUUCUGUAUUGAUUAACGUGGCCCUGGUGCUUGGUUGGACAUCAAGUCGAGAUGAAUUGUUUGCGUCUAAGCAACCUGUCUGGGCCAGUUCCAGAUACCAACGGGAAGAAGUGAAACUUGGAUUCACAGUAGAAAACGCAAUGUGGUGGAACACCAACUACAGCGGGCCAAACGAGAGCGAAGUCAGUGGUCUUUGGCAUAAUGAGAUCCCAUGGGAAAGUGGGAUCAUCGCAAUCGACAAACAACAGGCCAAUAUGUUGGGAUUGCCUGAGUCGCAGUCUUUCCCAUGGGACGUGACGAAAGGGAUCUAUAUACUGAAUGCGCAUCAUAUCCUCCAUUGCAUUCAUCCGGGUGGAGACUAUGUGCGCGGCCGAUGA